AUGGCAGCACCUCUGAAGAAUAUCAUUGUCGUGGGAGGAUCAUAUGUGGGAAGAGCCACUGCCCAAGAGCUGGCACGAGUCAUCCCAGAAACACAUCGGGUCCUCCUGAUUGAACCGCAUAGCCAUUUUCACCAUCUCUUUGCUUUUCCACGCUUUGCCAUUGUACCCGGUCAAGAACAUAAAGCUUUCAUCCCGUACACCGGAAUCUUCUCCUCUGUUCCCCGUCCGUCCACACAUGCAGUGGUCCAAGCGAGAGUACUUUCGGUAAAUCCGCGAUUUGUGACGCUGAAUCGCCAGUGGCAGGAUUCCAAACAGAUCCCCUACGAGUAUCUAGCCAUUGCCACUGGAACUCGGCUCGCUCGGCCGGCGGGUAUGAAAGAUGACGACAAGGUGUCCUCCGUCGAGUACUUGCGAGACCACCAGGCCGAUAUCAAGCGGGCCAAGUCGAUCCUGAUUGUCGGUGGAGGCGCUGUCGGGGUACAGAUGGCAACCGACCUCAAGGAGUACUAUCCCGAUAAAGAGGUCACUCUUGUACAGUCUCGGGCACAAGUCAUGCCUCUAUUCCAUGAGCAGUUGCACGAGCUGAUCAAAAAGCGAUUCGACGAGCUAGGGGUCCGACUUAUUGUCAACGCUCGCGUCAGCGUACCUUCAGAAGGAUUCCCUACCGAUGGAAAGCCAUUUGAUGUGCAGCUUACCAACGGCAGCAGGGUUUCGACGGAAUUCGUCAUUCUGGCAACGGGCCAACGGCCUAAUAAUGACCUUUUGACCAGUUUGACCCCUUCCAGAUCUGGCUCGUUGAUCAAUCCGGAUAACGGGUUUGUCCGGGUUCGGCCUACUUUGCAACUACAAGAUGAAAACUUUCCGAAUAUCUUUGCUGUCGGUGACAUUGCCGACACUGGUGCGCAAAAGGCCGCUCGGCCAGGAUCCGUGCAGGCCCGCGUGGUCGCCAGGAAUAUCCAAGCGUUGAUUGAAGGACGAAGAGCGGAGGAAGAGUAUGCACCGCCGCCUGCAGCCAUUCACCUCACCCUUGGCAUGAAAUUGAAUGUCAUAUUCCGCAAUCCGAACACUGCAGAAGGACAGACCGAACCCUGGAUAAAUGAGAAGACCGAUGGCCGAGAGGACAUGGGAGUAGAAGGCUGGUGGGAGAGGCUGGGAGUUCAGGUUGAGAACCCUCGCUCGUACCAUCUGUAG
Aspergillus viridinutans is the source of this 1191-nucleotide messenger RNA. RefSeq names its product NAD(P)/FAD-dependent oxidoreductase. The coding region runs from base 1 to 1191 and encodes 396 amino acids. Gene Ontology annotation, cellular component: cytoplasm. Gene Ontology annotation, molecular function: electron-transferring-flavoprotein dehydrogenase activity; flavin adenine dinucleotide binding. The transcript is spliced from 7 exons. NCBI's taxonomy places the organism in Eukaryota, Fungi, Ascomycota, Eurotiomycetes, Eurotiales, Aspergillaceae. The record is from RefSeq and is a predicted model, not a curated record.